ACUGAAAAUGUCAAUUUACAUCUGUAUAUUAGUGCUGGUUCCCUCAGUUUUGACUUAUUCUGCUGGGCCUCCAUCAAAUGCUUGCGACAGCAUGACCCCUGGACACGGAGGAUCAAGCCAGUCUUCAGCACCCCCAUACCAAAUUGUAUUUCCUCAAGGGAAGACAACCUACUCUGAGGGUGAAAAUAUUCAAGUUACUCUUGAAGCUACUGGAGGUAACAUAUUUAAAGGCUUUAUGAUACAAGCAAGACCAAGCAAGGAUAUGUACACCACAUAUGGAUCAAUACCUUCACUUCCUACUGGUACAAAGAAUCCAUGCGUAGAUAAAGGUUCCGGCAAGAUAAAUAAAUGUUUCUUUUUUUCUUUUUUUUUUCAGAAUGUUGUUAUAUCACAUGGUGAACCCUCUGAUAAAACUAAAGUAACAUUUACUUGGAAGGCUCCACUUGCAGAUGUUGGAGACAUUGUGUUUGUGUUUUCUGUUGUGCAAGCCAAAGCAAUAUACUGGGUGAAGGGUGUAGCAGGACAGGUGUUGAAAUAUAAAGCAAAACCAACAAAUUCCCCAACUGAUGCUUCGACUGAUGCCUCGACUGCCUCAUCCAGUAGCAAAGCUACAACUACACAAUCACAAACAACUGGUCAGAUUGACCGGGAUCCAGACUGUGAUAUGACUAUAGGCUGUUUCCCAGCAUCAGCGAUGUGUUCCACCAAUUGCGAUUACCUUGUGACAUGGAAAACGUCAGGGAUGAAUGAUGUAGAAUUUACCUUAAAGAGAAAAACUACUUCAAAUAAUUACUGGAUUGGAAUAGGCUUCUCUGAUGAUGCUCAAAUGGGUAACACUAGUGUUACAGAGUGUGUGUCUAACAAUGGGGCCGUUGAUGUGAAAAACUCAUAUAAUGCUGAUGGGGAAUGGAGAAAUUCCAGGUCAACUGGCAAUCAACAGUAUGGACUUACCCUUGUCAGUGGAUCAUACAAUAAUGGUAUUUUAUCAUGUACGUUCAAACGAAAAAAGAGUGCCGAUCUUGCGGGUAUGGCAUCAGCCAAUGAAGAUGAUACAUUCUUCAGUUUGACCAAAACAUGGUACUUGCUGGUUGCCCAUGGAAGUGCUUCAGGAGGAAAUAAAGUCAAGCAUAGUGAGUCUCCAAAAUUUUCAACAUCCAGAAUAGAUUUCCUUACAGUUAGUACAGACACUGGAACCACACCAGCCAUGGGAGAAACAGGGAUGAUAAAGAAGGACAGUAAAUGUGGAGAAAGUCUUGGAUGUUACCAUGAUUGUAAAGAUAGUGGAUCAUGUGGAUUUUUAUUGACCUGGAAGGAAAACGGAGAUAAUAUAGAUUUUACCUUGACCUGUAAACGUCCAGGAAACAAUGUGUUCUGUGCCAUUGGAUUAUCCAAAGAUAAAAAAAUGGGUGAUGACAGUGUUUUUGAAUGUGUAUCCAGUGAUAAUACAGUGUCUGCUUAUGUCUCAUACAAUGGCGGAAGAAAUAAUAAAAGAUUAUCGACGCCUCAGUUUGGACUCAGUAGUAUAAAAGCAUCUCAUGAGGACGGCAUACUAAAAUGUCAGUUUUCGAGAAUGAAGACUUUCAACCAAGUUUCAAACAUGAACGGACGUAAGAAAAGAGCAGUUGAUCCAUCAGCCUCAAGAUACUUUGAUAUGAACAAAGACUUUAAUUUAUUAUAUGCAUUUGGAACUGCUAUUGGAGGUAAUCUGAACAAACAUCAAACUCAUCCAGUAAUAUCAUCGCAGACAGCUGAUUUCCAGAGUUUUACAGACAUUGGUGCCGCUUCUAUUUCAAAGGACAGAAUUAUCAUCCAUGGCAUUUUAAUGAUAUUUGCAUGGAUAUUCUUCGCCAACUGUGGUAUAUUCAUGGCAAGAUUUUACAAGACUGUCUGGCCCGAAGGCAUGGAGUGGUGUGGACAGAAACGUUGGUUUGUUUUACACAGAUUGGCUAUGGUGACAGUUUUCUUGUUGACAGCUGCCGCUGCUGUUAUUAUAUUUGUACAUGUUGGUGGUUACUCCGAGAUUGUUGGAACUAACUUCCAGAAAGCUCAUCCUAUACUAGGAAUAAUUGUAAUGUGUUUAGCAACAGUAAAUCCUAUUAUGGCAUUGUUCAGACCACACCCAAAUACACCAAAACGACCAUACUUCAACUUUGCUCAUAUCACUGUUGGUGUAACAGCUUAUGUUUGUGGAAUUGUGAAUAUUUUUGCUGGUUUUGAUCAGCCAGCAAUAGAGGUACCGUUCAGUGCUAAAAUAGUGAUUUGGGUAGCUCUUGGGUGGAUUGGUCUCAUUGAGUUGACCUCAUACAUUUAUGACUGUCAACAUAAAAAAGGGCAUGAUGAGGGAACCUCUCCUAUUCUUGGCUACAACAGUUCUAAAGGUGAAGCAUAUGAAAUGAAAGACGCAGCAGCAGAUAACGCACCUGUGACCCAGGCUGUGCCAACAUUCAAGAUUGUUAUACCCAGUGUACAUGUAAUUGGACUGUUGGCUUUUGCGAUCGCAGCAUCUGCUAUAGUUGCUAUGGGAGAUGAUAUGCAUGAUGAAAUGUAGAGUUACCGUGAUGAUGCAAAUUAUAUGUAAUAGUGAUAUUAUAUGACUGUAAAGUAACCUCUCCUUUGUUAAAUAUUGUUAAAUUACUCAGACUUUAAAAGCACAAGGUGUGAAGAAAUAUUUUUAAACUGUUGAUAAAUUGUCAUUACAAUGGUAGUAAAUUUGUAAUGAAAUUUGUUGUUACAUUUAUAUUGUUUCUUGUUACAUUUAUAUUUUUUCAACAAAAGUGUCCUUAUUGGUAGAUCCUGCAGUAUUUUUAAGAACUGCUACAUUUUCAUGAUAUGUUUUAAGUUUAUUAGGCUUAUUUUCACAAAGCUGCAGUGCAAUUAAGCAGAGUAUAGAUAAACAACUCUGUCCUGUUUUUAUAUGAUAUGUUUUAGAUUCAGAAGAUAACAAAUACCAUUUUAUAGAAUCUGAUUAUCUGCACUGCGCAUGUACACUUUGCAUUGGACUAUCUUGAUAUAAAUUACAUGACUAUAUUAUUUUUUUAUCUAUAAUCUUUUCUCUUAAGUUUGUCAUAAGAUAAAGCAUGCUCACCCAUAUUCUUAUAUUUUUGUUGGCGAGGGCAAAUAAAGCCAGAUACUUGAAUAUGUUAUAUUUUGCUUCAUGAUGAACCAAAUACAAACACAUUGAAUAAACUAAUGAUCAUUGUUAUUUUUUGACUAACCAACAUAGAAGGAAUGUUUAUUUGAUAUCUUUUAAAAUGAAUACAUAGACAUUAAUUAGAUUUUAAUUUAAUGAUUUUUUUUGUGAAAAUGAUUAAUUUGAAUGAUUGACUAAAUGGACUUUUUUUAUCACAUUUUACUAUAUUUGGAUGAUAUAGAAAUUUUGAGCCUUUAAAAUAACUCUUUUUUUUAAUGAAUUGUUCAUGGGAAAUUUGUAUUGUUUUGUAAAUAGGUAUUUUUCUAUCCUUCAUUGUACAUAUUUUAAUCAUGCUUCUACAACGAUACAUCUAUAUAAAUCCAUCAACAUAAUUGACGUGUAAUUCAUGUGUUCAAAAUCUUAUUUUACACAGUCCGUGUAUACUGUUUAAUUGUUGUUGAAAAAAGUUUUCACAUAG
Messenger RNA from Ruditapes philippinarum (Manila clam), 3608 nucleotides. RefSeq names its product putative ferric-chelate reductase 1. Gene Ontology annotation, molecular function: oxidoreductase activity, acting on metal ions. Bases 8 to 2548 code for a protein of 846 amino acids. The record is from RefSeq and is a predicted model, not a curated record. NCBI's taxonomy places the organism in Eukaryota, Metazoa, Mollusca, Bivalvia, Venerida, Veneridae. The transcript is spliced from 20 exons.